CCGCGGAGCCUCCAAACGGAGAGAGCGGCGGUAGCGGCAGCGCGGAGCGGAGAGAGAGCGCAGACGAGGAGGCGGAGAAGAUGAUGGUGCGUGUGGGAGACGAGUGAUGCCCCUGCUGCGGCAACUCCUCCCGGGGUCCCCCUCGCGGCGGCACGGCUCGCGUGGGGAGCUGCGUGCGGACAUGAUCAGCGCGCCCCUGCAGGACUUCAGGCACACGAUGCACGUGGGGCGAGGCGGAGCCGCCUUUGGAGACACCGCGUUCCUGAGCGGUGGCACCACCGCCACCGCCUCCUCCUCAUCCUCCUCGCCACCGACACCACCGCCGGCCUCGCGCCGCCCAUCCCCGCACAACCUGCUGCUGCUGCUGCCCUGGGGCAGGGUGCGGAGGAGCAACUCCGGGCAGCAACAGCAGCAGCAGCGGCGGGAAGGUGCCGGGGAGGCGGACGGGCAGCUGGGUGAGAUUCCACCGGCCGGGCAGUCGCCCAUCAUCAAGAACGCGCUCUCGCUGCCCGCGCUCACGGGGCCCAGGUUCACUCUGGCCAACUCGGGGUCUCGUAGCGCCACGGCGACCCCGGUGCGCGUGACCCCGACGGUUUCCGGGACCCCUGCUGGGCAGGCGAGGGGACCCCCCAGAGAAGAGGAGGAGGAUGGAGAUGAGGAGGAGGAGGGACCCGGCGGCCUGGGAUCUUCCUCCCGCCGGCGCGCCGCCUUUCCGCACACGGACUCCGUGCUCUCGUUCCACGUGGACCUGGGACCCUCCAUGCUGGGCGAUGUUCUCGGCGUGAUGGAUGUGGUGGAUGAGGCCCAGGGCGGAGCGGGCCCCGCCGGCGUGGUUGGCCCAGCGCGGAGCUCCGAGCUGGAGCCGCCGCCGCCACCGCAGGGUGCGGAAGGUCGGGCGGAUGGCGAUGGUGAUGUUGAUGAUGGGGAUGUUGAUGAUGGUGAUGCGGAUGAUGGGGAUGUUGAUGAUGGUGAUGCUGAUGAUGGGGAUGUUGAUGGGGUGUUAGACGGGGCAGAGACUCGCGGGGCAGGGGAAAGGGCAGGGCCCAGGGGAGGGCGGUCGAGGCUCGGGGGCAGUCACGGAGGAGGGCAUGAAAGGACAGACGCAGAACGAAGGUCAGACGCUGCUCCAGGGGGAUCCGUGAAUGUGGGGGCAGUGGUAGGGGCAGGGCAGGAGACAUUGCAAGGGGCAGCGGAGGAGGCUCAUAAAGAGAACGGACAGCGGGCAGCAGAAAGGGCGGGGGAUGGGUCGAGCGAGGGGGCAGUGGUAGGGGCAGGCCAGGAUGUGAGAGAUGGGGCAAGGCAAGAGAAGACAUUGGAAGGGGCAGAGCAAGGGACGAGGGAUGGGGCGAGGCUAGGGGCGGUGGGAAGUGAAGGGCAGGAGACCUCGCAAGGGGCAGUGCAAGAGAGUGGGCAGGGGCCAGGGCAGGGAUAGGACCCGGCUGCGGACGUCGCGAACGUGUAAACACCGCUGUCGCGACCCGUGUCGCGACCCGGAGAGGAAGAGGAGGUGA
Petromyzon marinus (sea lamprey) is the source of this 1511-nucleotide messenger RNA. Its product is annotated as cdc42 effector protein 4-like. Gene Ontology annotation, biological process: positive regulation of actin filament polymerization; Rho protein signal transduction; positive regulation of pseudopodium assembly. The record is from RefSeq and is a predicted model, not a curated record. Gene Ontology annotation, cellular component: plasma membrane; cytoplasm; cytoskeleton. Gene Ontology annotation, molecular function: small GTPase binding. Lineage: Eukaryota; Metazoa; Chordata; Hyperoartia; Petromyzontiformes; Petromyzontidae.